Molecule: messenger RNA, 6630 nt
Organism: Hyalella azteca
Lineage: Eukaryota; Metazoa; Arthropoda; Malacostraca; Amphipoda; Hyalellidae
Gene: Khc-73
Product: kinesin-like protein KIF13B
Exons: 33
Coding region: 16-5958 (1980 amino acids)
Biological process (GO): cytoskeleton-dependent intracellular transport; microtubule-based movement; regulation of protein localization
Cellular component (GO): microtubule; kinesin complex; adherens junction
Molecular function (GO): ATP hydrolysis activity; ATP binding; microtubule motor activity
Source: RefSeq, a predicted model, not a curated record
GGCAAGUCCUACACGAUGAUGGGCACGGAUGACAACAAAGGCCUCAUCCCGCGUCUCUGUGAUGAACUCUUCGAACGCAUCGCCCGCACGGACCACAACACGGGCUGCAAGGUCGAGGUCUCGUACAUGGAACUCUACAAUGAGAAGCUGAACGACCUGCUGGACCCCAGCAGGGACAACCGCCAGCAGCUCAAGAUCAGGGAGUUCAGCAAGGGCGGCAUCGUCGUCAACGGCCUCAGCGCCCUCGCCGUCACCAGCUACGCCGAGAUCGAGCGGCUGAUCAUGGAGGGCAACGCGGCGCGCACGGUCGCCGCUACCAACAUGAACGCCGAGAGCAGCCGCAGCCACGCCGUCUUCAACGUCGUCCUCACCCAGACCGUCCUCGACGUCGCUUCGGGGGUGUCUGGGGCCAAGGUGUCUAAGUUAUCAUUGGUUGACCUGGCGGGUUCUGAGCGAGCCAGCAAGACGGGGGCUGUGGGGGAGCGGCUGCGUGAAGGCUCCAACAUCAACAAGUCUCUGUCUACCUUGGGGCUGGUGAUCUCCAAGCUCGCUGAGCAGGACAGCUUCGUGCCCUACAGAGACUCUCAGCUCACCAUGCUGCUCAAGGAUAACCUUGGCGGCAAUAGCAAGACAGUGAUGGUGGCAACCAUCUCGCCCUCUUCCGACAACUACGAAGAGACGCUCUCGACUCUGCGCUACGCCAACCAGGCCAAGAGGAUCGUCAACAACGCCGUCGUCAACGAGGACCAGAACGCCAAGCUUAUUAGGGAGCUCAGGGAGGAGGUGGACAGUCUCAAGGGGCAGCUGCAGACGCUGCAGAAGCUGCACAAGGAUGGCUCGGCGUCCAUCCAGGAGGCGUCCCUCAACGCCAAGCUGCACGAGUCGGAGAAACUCAUCACGAACCUGUCGCAGACAUGGGAGGAUAAACUUAAGGCCACGGAGCGGGUGCAGCAGGAGCGACAGCAGGCGCUGGAGAAGAUGGGCAUCAGCGUGCAGACGUCGGGCAUCAGUGUGGAGAAGGACAAAUAUUACCUCGUGAACCUCAAUGCUGAUCCUUCACUUAACGAGAUGCUCGUCUACUAUCUCAAGGACCAGUCGAGCGUGGGCAGACCGGGCGUUGCGGGCAACGACAUCCAGCUGGGGGGCGUGGGCAUCUCUGCGCGUCACUGCGUCUUCACCAUCGAGGACAACGAGCUUUUCCUCGACCCCAUGCCCGACGCCAAGAACUGCGUCAACGGCGUCCAGAUCGUGGAGAAGACGAAGCUGCGCAACGGCGACAGGGUUGUGUGGGGCUUCAACUAUUACUUCAGAGUGAACUGCCCGCGCUCUACAGGGGUGAUGUCUGAGCCGCAGACACCGGCGCAGGCUAUCGACUACCACUUCGCGCGGGAGGAGCUCAUGCUGCACGAGCUCAGUAACGACCCCAUCCAGGCUGCCAUCCAGAGCCUCGAGCGCCAGCACGAGGAGGACAAACAGAUGGCGCUGGAGAAACAGCGUCAGGAAUACGAGCGUCAGUUCCAGCAGCUACGCAGCAUCAUGUCCCCCACCACCCCCUAUGCCCCCUACGCUCUGCCCCCUCACGCUCCCUACGCCCCCUCUGCGUACGACCUCGUCAGGAGCAACAAGAUGACCCCCAGCACCCCCACCUCCCAACACCGCAUCGACAGAUGGGCGCAUGAGCGAGAGAACAUAUUCCGGCACAGCCUAGCGCGUCUGCGUCAGGACAUCAUGACGGCUAACAACCUGGUGCAGCAAGCCAACUUCCUCGCCAACGAACUCAAGAAGAACACCAAAUUUGAGGUCACGCUGCAGAUCCCUCCUGAGAACCUCUCCCCCAACAGGAAGAAAAGCUCCUUCGUCAGCGAGCCUGCCAUCCGCGUCAAGCGGCGAGGCAAACCAAGCCAGGUUUGGUCUUUGGAGAAGCUGGAGCACAAGCUUAUCCUCAUGCGCGAGCUACACGAGGACGCCCAGAACUGUAACAACGCCCCCAACAUCAACAACAACAACAACAAUGACACCCGCUCCUUGAAGAACGACAACACAAAGCUAGGCAGCCCUGAGCCCGAACCUGACCCCUUCUACGACAGCCAGGAGACCCACAAUCUCGUGGGCGUGGCCAACAUCUUCCUCGAGUGUUUGUUCAGCGACGUGCGUCUCAGCUACCACGUGCCUAUCAUCUCCCAGCAGGCUGAGGUCGCAGGCAGGCUGCAGGUGGAAAUAAGUCGAGUGGCUGGACACUUCCCCGCCGAGCGCAUUGCUGACACUCAGUCUGACACUUCCUCCAACGACGCUGACGCUGACGAGUCCUGCAGCGCUGCUGACGUCGAUAAUGCUGUCACCAUCAGGGUGAGCAUCCGUCAGGCCAGCGGGCUGCCUCCGUCGCUGUCAAACUUCGUGUUCUGCCAGUACCAAAUGUUCGGUCAGCAGGAGCCACAAGUGGUGGCCCCCAUCGUGGACCAGGAGUACCCUGCCAUGCCCAGCAAACAGGGCGAGAGCCUCACGUUCAAGUUCGACCACACGAAGGACUACCGCAUCCCUGUGACCGAAGACUUCCUGGAGCUGUGCGUGGACGGCGCGCUGUCCUUCGAGGUGUGGGGCCACCGCUCCGCUGGCUUCGCGGUCACCCAGCCGGGCUGGGAGCUCGACCAUCAGCUGGCCAAGGCUCGAUCUCUGGCAGACAGGUGGAGCGAGCUGACGCGUAAGGUGGAGCUGUGGGUGGAGGUGCAGGAGCUGGGUGACGGGGGCAGCUACGAGAGCGUGGAGGUGGUGCCCCAGAAGGACGUGCUCACCGGGGGCGUGUAUCAGCUGCGGCAAGGCCAGCAGCGGCGCAUCGUCUGUAAAGUCAAACCCGUGCCCAACUCGGGCACCUUGCCCAUAAUAUGUCAGAGCAUCACGAGCAUAUCCAUCGGGUCAGUGAGCGUGCGUCUCAAGAUCCAGCGGCAGCUCGACUCCUACUCCGAGGAGGACCUCAAGGUGCUCAAGGAGAACUGGAACAAAGCCUUACUGCGGAGAAGAACAUAUCUUCAGCAACAGCUGCAAAAAGUAAUGAGCAAGUGUGGCGUGGAGCAGAGCAGCCUGGAGCAGGAGCGUGAGCAGUCAUUGGUGGAGCAGUGGGUGUCGCUCACAGAGGAGCAGAACGCUGUCCACCUCCCGCCCCCUGGCAGCAACAUCCCUGGAGCUCCUGCCGACUGGACGCCGCCCAUCGGCAAGGAAGCGCACAUUCCUGUCAUUUUCUUGAACCUGAACGGCGAGGACUUCUCCUCACAAAACAACGGCGAGUUCCCGGCGAUGGCCGGCACGAACGCCAUCAUCCCGAAGGAGAUAAGCAACAAGUUCUUCCCGCUGCCCAUCGUGGACCAGUACAGCGACGAGGUCUGCACCGUCGCCUCCUGGGACUCGUCCAUACACAACAACCCGCUGCUCAACCGCGUUACUGCUGCGGACGAGCGCGUGUAUCUUAUCGUGAAGUGCGUAGUGCGUCUGUCUCACCCGGUCACCAUGGACGUGCUGCUGCGUAAGAGGAUCUGCGUCAACAUCUACAAGAAGCAGAGCCUCACCACCAAGUUCAUGCGCUCCCUCAUUGGCUCUGGCAAUUCCUUCUUCGAAACUGCUGUUAUAUAUGAAAUUGUCUCAAAUAUUCCAAAGGCAAGCGAGGAGCUUGAGGAACGCGAGAGUCUGGCCCAGAUGGCGGCCAACGAGCACGACAGCAACACAGAUGACGGCGACACCUACAUCGAGAAGUACACGAAGGGCGUGACGUCCGUAGAAAGCAUCCUGUUGCUGGACAGGCUGCGGCAGAGCGUCGCCGUAAAGGAACUCCUGCAGUCGGCUGGUCGUCCUCUCAUGCGUAAAACUGCGAGCGUUCCUAACUUCUCGAACCUUUUCGGGAGCGUCGAAGGAGACCUGAACAUUAGCGGCGCCAUGCCUCGCUCAGGAAGCUUCAUGGACAUGAACGGAGCUGCCCUUCAGUCCAACAAUAACAGCAACAACAACGGAGCCAACACUCCAUGUGACAAACCCAAGCAUCGCUACUCCCUACCCAGUCCCAGCGAGCGUCCGUAUGGGCUCUCCCGGCCGACUUUCCUCAACUUGAGUUUGAACUUGAAUUCGCUACGUCACCAGGGAACCGGCAGUGCCAAGUCCUCGCCGAGUCCAGGCCCCGUCAAGAUGGCCCCCCGCAUGACGACCGUCCUGGAGGAGUGCCACCCCCGCCCCCUCAUGCAGCACCCUGAGGAGGACGAGGACGAUGGUGGCUCUGGGGACGUGGACUCGGAAGUUGUAUCUCGCGGCGCUGCAGCUGCGAGGUCCCUGCACAGGUCCCGCCUCAGCCACAGCCGCACGCUUGACUCCCUCCAAGACGUGUCCCUCACAGCGCCCUCUGCCAAGAGCGGCACACCUUCCACCCUCAGCAGUGGCUAUGGAAGCGGCGCUGUCUCGUCUAGCACGCUGAGCGACGACAGCUUGUCGGUGCGCAGCUCCCCCGACCUCGCGACCUCCCCCGCUGCCCUCAACUCUUCUACUGCCGCCAACUCUGACGGGCUCUCUAUUUAUAGUUCUGGAGAGAGCGACUCGAGCGACACGAAGACUGUGGUGCAGACAGACUCCACAUCUUUGCUGAACAUCGCAGAGCCUUCAUGCGACUUUAGCGCUGUCCAGUCGAGUCCUCGGCAUCUCGUAGCCGUGGUCACUGCAAGUCAUCCUCUGGCACCCGAAGCCACGGCAUCCAGCCAUCCUCUGGCAUCUGACGCCACGGCAGCUAGCCAUUCUCUGGCACCCAACGCCACGGCAGCUAGCCAUCCUCUAGUCGACGAAUCGAAAAAUAAAAGUGAUCCAGCACCAGUUGGUCUCGCCUCUAAUGAGGAUAUCAUUCCGUCCUCCAUGUUAUUAUCGGCAACAGCGCGAGUGGAUGAGCGUAGCUCAGACUCCAGCCAUGUUGAAGAGAUGGAGAACUCCUGCCAUGAUAUUUGUGAUGACAAUCACAACACUGACGUGCGAGGCAACGACUCACUCACAAGCUCAGGGUACUCGGAUGGCAGCGGCCUCAACGUGCCUGAGAAGGCCUGCUCAGCGCUGAGUCUGAUGCACGCCUCCGCGCCGCCUGGUCUCGAUGUUUUUAGUGGCAGUUUAGAGAGCCAUGGUCUAACGUCGAGUGAGACCAGCCUCAACGAUGGUAAUGUUAUUCCUACGUCUGAGUCUAUGGAUGAAACCGAGUUCUUGAGCUUGACUCGUAGUUCUACUUGCCUGAGUUCUGCUUCGUCUUCGUCGUCGCUGUCUAAUUACUCAACAUCGACCACGUCGCGAUCAUCAGGUCAGAGCAGCUCGUCGGCAGUCGUCCAUCGGAAAAAAUCCCUAUCCAAAAAUAAUGGCAAGAACUCGCUGCACCGAAUGUCAUUCCCUCUAGCUCAGCAGUCGAAGACUUCAUAUGAAAAUGGCGAGGACGGCAGAGACGCAUCAGGACUGCCGCACUGGUGCCGCGUAGGCGAGAGCGUACGCAUCAGGCCUUAUGACUACACCGGCGUCAUAGCGUUUCUGGGCAUGACGCACUUCAGUAAAGGAGCCGUCACUGCCGGCAUUAUUCUUGACUGUCCCAUGGGUAAGAAUGAUGGCAGCGUCGAGGGUGAGAGGUACUUCAAAUGUGCACCCAAAUUUGGGUUGUUUGUGCGACCUGACAAACUGCACAUCGACCGCAAGGGCCGCGCCAUGAGGUCCGCUCUCGACGGAGGAGGCCUCAAGUCCUCCACAGACUCGGUUACCUCACCCCCCGCGUCCCUUGGCGCACCUUCGUCCAUGCGGCGAUCCAAGUCCACAGCAGAGAAGCUCUCGGAUUCUUCCCUGAAACGUCUCUCCAUUAAAAACGACGCCGCCUCCCUGAUGCGGCGCUCAGCGAGCAGAAGCGAGGAGCUGAGCGCCGCCGCGCCAACGCGACACCAGCGCUCUCUGUCGCGUCGCAGGAAAUAAAGCCUGAAAACCGAACCGGAAAUUCCUGGGGGUUAAAGAACUGCGCCUCGAGAAAUGAUCAAAACUUCACCCUGGCAUUGGUGAGCAACCAAUAUCUAAUUUAUCUCCUGAACUGCAAGAUGUGUUUACAACUUUCGUGAAACGCGCUUUGAAAGUAUUUCUCGAAAUUUCAUCAUGGUACACAUACUUCCAAAGAUUUCGGGUAGAUACUAAGAAAGAUCACCUCACGGUGCGUGAUCUGCCUAGUGCGCAGCUUAGUUAACUUGCAUGCGAUUUAGUGGAGUGAUACGAGUCGUGCGCUCUAUCUUCCUAAAUCCACUAAAUUAAUAACUUCUGAAUUUGAUUACUAUUGCUUACCUUGGAUCACGGAUUACACAAUAAAAUUGAGGUUACGAGAACCACGGGAGAAAAUUCAUUGUUUGCGUCCCGUGUGGUCACGGUAAUGCUCAGCAGGUUCAUACGAUGAAAGUCGACGUUUGUGUAAGCGUCUUGCGUCUCUGCUAUGUACGAAGAACAUAAAUUUGAACGUUUGAACUAAAAAGAGAAUCCUUAAAGCUCGAUGUAUACCAUAAAUCACGCUUCUAAAUUGUCAACAAUGGCUGCUGACUCAUCCAGUUCGGUUGUUGUGCUUAUCGUGUGACUGAGGCCAGACAGAAAAUUACUUGCCGAGUC